Gekko japonicus is the source of this 1146-nucleotide messenger RNA. Its product is annotated as putative olfactory receptor 52P1. Gene Ontology annotation, molecular function: G protein-coupled receptor activity; olfactory receptor activity. Gene Ontology annotation, biological process: G protein-coupled receptor signaling pathway. NCBI's taxonomy places the organism in Eukaryota, Metazoa, Chordata, Lepidosauria, Squamata, Gekkonidae. Gene Ontology annotation, cellular component: membrane. The record is from RefSeq and is a predicted model, not a curated record. The transcript has 3 exons. Bases 1 to 1146 code for a protein of 381 amino acids.
AUGGGGCUAGUCUGGAUCCUCAAGGCUAGGGCAGAAGACGUAGAGAGGUGGUCUGCCAUUGCCUCCCUCUCCAUAGCGACCCUGGCGUUCCUUACGGUCUCCCACCCAAGUCCUCACCAGGGACAACUCGGCUUCACUUCCAAGAUCUGGCAAAAUCGGGCCAACCUGCUCCAUGCAGACACGAACCCACCAGCAGCUCCUGCCAACAUCAGCCACCACAUCACUUCCUCCUCCUUCUUCCUUCUGGGUCUUCCAGGGCUGGAGAAGGAGCAGGUCUGGAUCUCCAUCCCCUUCUUCUUCACCUACCUCACGGCCCUCUUGGGGAACGCCACCCUGCUGUGGGUCAUCUGGACGGAAUCCGGCCUGCACAAGCCCGUGUACCUCUUCCUCUCCAUCCUGGCGCUGACCGACAUGGCCUUGCCGACCUGCGUCGUGCCCAUGAUGCUCACCAUCUUCUGGAUGGGCACCCAAGAAAUCACCUUCGUCGCCUGCCUGGUGCAGAUGUUCAUGAUCCACGCCCUUUGUGCGGUGGAGUCCGGGAUGCUCACGGCCAUGGCUUACGACCGGUACGUGGCCAUCCGCACCCCGCUCAGCUACACCUCGCUGCUGACCGCGAACACGGUGGCUAAGCUGGGGGCCGCCAUUGCCGUCCGGGCCUUGGUGGUGGUCCUUCCCUUCCCCUUUCUGGUCAAGAGGCUGCCCUUCUGCCGCUCACACCUCAUCUCCCACUCCUACUGCGAGCACAUGGCCCUGGUCAAGCUGGCAUGCGGAGACACCACACCCAACAACCUCUACGGGCUGACCCUCUCCCUCUUCAUCGUCGGCUGUGACCUGAGCUUCAUCUUCACCUCCUAUGGUCUGAUCCUGCACGCCGUAUUCCGGCUGCCCUCCGUGAAAGCCCGGCGCAAGGCCCUGGGCACCUGUGGGGCCCACGUGGGGGUCAUCGUGAUUCUCUACACUCCUGGAGUUUUCUCUUUCCUCUGCCACCGCUUUGGUCGUAACGUCCCCCACCAUGUCCACAUCUUCCUUGCCAACAUCUAUCUGGUGGUCCCAGCCAUGCUCAACCCCAUCGUCUAUGGCGUCAAGACGAAGGAGAUCCGUGACCGGGUUCUGAGGGCCCUUCAGAUCGGAAAGAGCAUCCCAUAG